CGGCCCCACACGGCCCGGCCCGGGCUGCUCACCUGCGGCAGGCGGGGGGCGCGGCCUGCCCGGGUCCGCAUUUCGUGUUCGUGAGCGUGCGUCUGAUGGCAGCCGGACCCGGUAACCCCAAGUACAGCGUGUACCUCGCUUUUCUUCCGUAGCUCUCAGCACUGCUUAUAAAAGGCAUGAGGUGUAUUAGCUCCACGUUAUGAACAGAGAAACUGAGGCACUGAGAACCAGCGCAGCCAAAGGAACAGCAGAGCAAGCCCUGAGCCUGGCUGCGGGGCAGGUGACCUUCUUCACAAUUCAUCAGAUGAUCCAAAAUCAACAGUAACUGGGUUGUGGCAGUAGCGCCCGAGUCAGGGCACUAACCUGCAGAUGAAUUCACAUGCUGCAAGCCCCGUUUUUUUGCCGAUUCACAGCUCUGCAGUGUGGGCAAGUUCUGGGAGGUGAUAAGUGAUGAACAUGGGAUUGACAUCGCUGGAAACUACCGUGGGGAUGCAUCACUGCAGCUUGAGCGAAUUAACGUGUACUUCAAUGAGGCUUACUCCCAUAAAUUUGUGCCCCGUUCUAUCCUGGUGGACCUGGAACCUGGUACGAUGGACAGUGUACGGUCUAGCAAAAUAGGCCCACUCUUUCGACCCGACAAUUUUAUUCAUGGUAAUUCAGGUGCUGGAAACAACUGGGCUAAGGGCCAUUACACAGAAGGCGCUGAACUAAUUGAAAAUGUCAUGGAUGUGGUCAGGAAUGAGUGUGAGAGCUGUGACUGCCUUCAGGGAUUCCAGCUUAUCCAUUCGCUUGGGGGUGGUACAGGCUCAGGUAUGGGCACGCUCCUCAUCAACAAAAUCCGAGAAGAAUAUCCUGACAGGAUUAUGAACACUUUCAGUGUUGUGCCUUCACCCAAAGUAUCCGACACAGUCGUAGAGCCGUAUAAUGCCAUCCUCUCCAUCCAUCAACUAAUCGAGAAUACAGAUGAAACCUUUUGCAUUGACAAUGAAGCUCUAUACGAUAUAUGUUUUAGAACUUUAAAGCUCACCAAUCCCACCUAUGGUGACCUCAACCACUUAGUGUCCCUGACGAUGAGCGGUGUCACAACCUCACUCCGUUUUCCUGGUCAGCUGAAUGCCGAUCUGCGGAAGCUGGCUGUGAACAUGGUGCCCUUUCCUCGCCUGCAUUUCUUUAUGCCAGGCUUUGCUCCACUGACAGCUCGAGGCAGCCAACAGUACAGAGCCCUCUCAGUGCCAGAGCUUACUCAACAGAUGUUUGAUGCACGCAACAUGAUGGCAGCCUGUGACCCUCGUCGUGGACGUUACCUGACUGUGGCGUGCAUCUUCAGAGGCCGAAUGUCUACCAGGGAAGUGGAUGAGCAGUUGCUGGCUGUCCAGACCAAGAAUAGUUCCUACUUUGUGGAGUGGAUCCCUAAUAACGUCAAAGUGGCUGUGUGUGACAUACCACCGCGAGGCUUGAAGAUGGCAGCUACCUUUAUUGGCAAUAACACAGCCAUUCAGGAGCUCUUCAUCAGGGUUUCUGAACAGUUCUCAGCUAUGUUCAGAAGAAAAGCAUUUCUCCAUUGGUACACUGGCGAAGGUAUGGAUGAGAUGGAGUUUUCUGAAGCAGAAGGUAACACCAAUGACCUUGUGUCCGAGUACCAGCAGUACCAGGAUGCCACUGCAGAUGUUGAGGAAUAUGAGGAGGUAGAAGUGGAAGCCAGCCCAGAAAAGGAAGCACCAUAAAAACAAUGGUAAUAUCAAAACAUUCUCCGAAUAAGCCCGUUGACACUCUCUAAAGAAAAAGCAGUAGCCAUCAUCUACAUACCAAAAAUAACACCUUCCUUAAGAAUUUUUUCUCUGCAUCUGGCUAAACCAUAUCCAAUAUUAAAAUACAAUGCUUUUGAAAUUAAUGGCAACUAUGCUUUACUCUCUCCUGAACAACCAUUGACAUGGAAUCUCUCCCAAAAAAAGAGCCACUAUGAAGACAACUUGUUUUGUAACAGCUUGUCUUAUAAACGUAUUCACUUUUAGAGUAUUAUCACCAGAUACUGGAUGUAAUAAGCAGCCUGUGUGUCUGUAUAUAUAUCAGGAUCAUAAGCAACAGCAAAAUAUGCUAUCAACUCAAAUGUAUUUAUUCUCGGAUAAGCACAGUCCAUGUUUUAUUUGUGAAAUUGUUACUGUUUCAGGAACACAGGCGUAUCUGUAAGGCCCACAAAGGCAACAUCUAUUUUAUUACACACUCCGCAGGCUGAUGUAGAUCCGCACAUUUUUUUUUUAAGUACUUAAAUAGUUCUAUCACAUUGCUGGCUUAUAUUAUUGCAGAGCUUGUAUUCAUUAUCAUUGUGUGGUUUGUUUCUAUUUCAAACUAUAGAUUGCAUUAUAUUAGCAUACAAAGUUGCAACACUGUGUUAAA
Molecule: messenger RNA, 2394 nt
Organism: Falco peregrinus (peregrine falcon)
Lineage: Eukaryota; Metazoa; Chordata; Aves; Falconiformes; Falconidae
Gene: TUBB1
Product: tubulin beta 1 class VI
Exons: 5
Coding region: 591-1724 (377 amino acids)
Biological process (GO): mitotic cell cycle; microtubule cytoskeleton organization
Cellular component (GO): cytoplasm; microtubule
Molecular function (GO): GTPase activity; structural constituent of cytoskeleton; GTP binding
Source: RefSeq, a predicted model, not a curated record